Molecule: messenger RNA, 1560 nt
Organism: Adineta ricciae
Lineage: Eukaryota; Metazoa; Rotifera; Eurotatoria; Adinetida; Adinetidae
Source: the annotation of a GenBank genome assembly
AUGACGGAUCAUAGCAGUGCACCGAUCGAUUUACGCAUUAAACGUAAAUGUGAUGAUAUCGAUGAAAACCGAUCGACAAAGAAAAAGUCUCGCGCAUAUCUCGAUCCCGAGAUUCCAUUAGACUUAUCCACCAAGUCACAAUCGCAACAAUCGUUACCACAACAUUCAGUAUUCAAUCCAUUAAAUACAACAUCAUCAACUGUACCUUUCUACGAUCCAUCAAAUCUUCUCUUCAAUUCCUCAACAUUGCUCUAUGACUUAUUCUUAGCUAAUCUGAAUUCGUAUUAUCAACAACAACAGCAGCAGCAGCCGCAACAUCCGCAUCAGAGUCAACGCGCAAAGCUUGAUCUUUCAACUUCGACAUCGAAAUCUAUUAAGCAGCAGCCAUUAAACUCCACUCGUAUGAUAAAAGAUAAUUUAGCAAGUAAACACGAGUCCUAUGCUUGUUCAUGUGGUGAAAAGUAUUCCAAUGUUGCUCAUCUCGUGAGUCAUUUGAAAAGCACCAACCACAGUGCACAGUUAUCUUCUACACAUGAUGAAGUUGCUAAACUUGUUCGUGGACAAGACAUUUGGCUUUCACGUGAUACGAAUCCAGCCAACCAAAUAUUAAAAUGUCUACGCUGCUCAUUAUCUUUUGAAACUCUACCUGAUCUAACAGCGCAUAUGAUGAAAACAAAUCAUUUCACACAACUUUUACCUUCGUCAUCAUCGUCUGUCUCUUCUUCUCUAUCAACAACAACCUCGGCUACAUCGUCUUUUCACCAUUCCAAUGCGAAACAACAACAACAACAUUCGCCAACAAAAACGUUGACAUCUCCUUCUUUGACACGGUCGACAUGUUUAGUAUGCUCUCAGCAAUUUAUUCGAGAGGUUGAUCUUAUCGAUCAUAUUCAACAUCAUCAUCAGAUACGUUUCAAUUGUACAACAUGUGGAAUGUAUUUCGAAAAUGAAAAUCUCUAUAAAGAACAUAUUUUGAAAGAAAUGCAUCAUCGAAACGGCAAAGCAAAUCGAAAUCGCGAUUAUUUUCUUAAUCAAUGUAAAACAUUACAAAAACGAACUCUAAAUUUCAAAUCAGAACAAAUCAAGGCUCAUUCAGCUGUCGAUAAAGAUGUGGAAUCAGUUCUAAUGGAUUUACUCGAACGUAUUGUCAAAAAUGAAGAUGACUCUCAAGAAACAACGGCAGGAGUAAACCCGCUUUCACUUUUACAAAGUUUUGUUACAAAACAAACAUCGUCGACGGAUCGACAUUCGGACUUAAAUAAUAAUUAUGAAGAUGAGAAUAGUGAUCACUCAUCUCAUGAAAAGUCGUUUCCAUCAACUGUUUAUCAUCAUGAGCAAAUUUCAAAUAAUUUAUCGUCGAAAUCCAAUGAAAGUCCAUUAGUUUCACUAGAAAAGAUGCUGUCCUAUCCAACAACAACGAUUCAAUCAUUAUCGUCGACUAUAACUGAUAAUGGAACAGCGUUGAAUCCAUCGAAUAAUUCAAUCAUGACAAUUAAAAAGAAAAAAUUUGAUAAAUAUCGAUUAUUUGCUGAAAAAAUGCUUCGAUCAACUUUGUCAUAA